Messenger RNA from Poecilia latipinna (sailfin molly), 3021 nucleotides. RefSeq names its product v-ski avian sarcoma viral oncogene homolog b (gene skib). The transcript has 7 exons. The record is from RefSeq and is a predicted model, not a curated record. Lineage: Eukaryota; Metazoa; Chordata; Actinopteri; Cyprinodontiformes; Poeciliidae. Gene Ontology annotation, molecular function: RNA polymerase II cis-regulatory region sequence-specific DNA binding; SMAD binding; DNA-binding transcription factor activity, RNA polymerase II-specific. The coding region runs from base 1 to 2031 and encodes 676 amino acids. Gene Ontology annotation, cellular component: cytoplasm; transcription regulator complex; nucleus. Gene Ontology annotation, biological process: negative regulation of transcription by RNA polymerase II; negative regulation of transforming growth factor beta receptor signaling pathway; negative regulation of BMP signaling pathway.
AUGGAGGGCUCCGGCUUCCAGCCCCAUCCCGGACUUCAGCAAACUCUGAAGCAGUUCCACAUCAGCUCCAUGCGCUCCCUCGGCGGACCGGCGGCGUUCUCCGCCCGGUGGCACCAGGACUCGCUCUUCGCCAAGGAUGGCAAAUCCGCGGAGAUCAUGCUCUCCUUGCCGGCCCAGACGCCCCCGGUGAUGUCCGGCCCGCUCUUCAUCCCGUCCGACCGCUCCACCGAGAGGUGCGAGACGGUGCUGGAGCGGGAGCCCAUCUCCUGCUUCGUGGUCGGCGGGGAGAAGCGGCUGUGCCUGCCGCAGAUCCUCAACAGCGUCCUGAGAGACUUCUCCCUGCAGCAGAUCAACUCGGUGUGCGACGACCUGCACAUCUACUGCUCCCGGUGCACGGCGGACCAGCUGGAGAUCCUCAAAGUGGUGGGGAUCCUGCCCUUCUCCGCGCCGUCCUGCGGGCUCAUCACCCAGACAGACGCCGAGCGCCUGUGCAACGCGCUCAUCUACGGCGGGACGUACCCGCCUCACUGCAACAAGGAGCUGGGCUCCCUGGAGCUGGAGCGAACCGAGCGCAGCUUCAAGGUCUACCACGAGUGUUUCGGUCGGUGCAAGGGCCUGUUCGUCCCGGAGCUGUACACGGGUCCGGCCGCCGCCUGCAUCCAGUGCAUGGACUGCAGACUCAUGUUCCCUCCUCACAAGUUUGUGGUGCACAGCCACAAGCGGCUGGAGAACCGGACGGUGCACUGGGGCUUCGACUCGGCCAACUGGCGGGCUUACGUGCUCUUGGACCCGGACUACAGCGACAAGGAGGAGAAAAGUCACCUGGAGCAGCUUCUGAAAGAGCUGAAGGGGAAAUAUGAUCUGACGGGGAAGCUGUCCAGUAAAUCCUGCAGAUCCCCCAGCCCGAUUCCGGCCAAGAGGGCCAAAUUUGACAAAUUACAGUCUCCGCCAUCUGACAAAGACAGGAAGCCUGACUGGUUGCAGUCCAUGUCCAAGUCUGCACACAAGGAUCUGAAACAGGUCCAGCUGAAACAGAGGCCCUCUGCUUUCCGCCCCUGGUCUCCAAAAGCCGUGGAAAAGGAGAAACCGGUACCUCACAAAGAAGCUGAGAGACCCAACAAUAGGAGUCGUGAGACUCUGGUUUCUCCUCCGCUCCAUCCCAACGACAGCCACGUUUCAGGAUCCAAAAACAUUUCCAUAAAAGAGCCACAUAACAGCAAACCGACCCAUUCGAUGUGUUCUGGUCAGGCCGAGGACAUGGACACGGACGGAGAGAUCGACGUGGACGACUGCGAUGACGGUCCAGUUCCAGCUUCCUCCCUGACCUCACCUCCAGCGGCGUACGGCAGCGUUUCUCAGAGCCUGUCUCCCCAGAGGCCUCCGCAGGCCCAGGAUCUGGCUCCCUGGCAGUCGGGGCCGGUUUGCCCAGAGAUCGAGGCCAUGAGGCAGAUGCUGUAUGCUGGGAUGGAGACCAGAGAAGCCAGGGAAAAGGUCCUGCAGGAGAUCGUCCGGAUGAGAGUGAAGCAGGAGGAGAAGCUGGCAGCUGCCCUGCAAGCCAAACGCAGCCUGCAGCAGGAGCUGGAGUUUGUGAGGGUGGCUAAGAAAGGCCGCCUGCGCGACGCCAUCGAAGCCAAGCGCAACCUGCGGAAGGAGAUUGAGCGCCUCCGUGUGGACUGGGAGAGGAAGAUGAGGGACGCAGAGGAAUCCUGUGGGCGGCUGAAGAGAGAGCUGGACAGAGAGAGACAAGUUCGAGUUUGUGACCAGGGCUGUGAGGCGGAACGUCUUCGGGUCAAGUACUCCACUCAGAUCGAGGAGCUGCACGUGCAGCUACAGCAGGCGGAGGCCGACCGAGAGCAGCUGAGACAGGAACUUCAGCAGGAGAGAGAAGCUCGACAGAGCCUGGAGAGCGUGGUGAAAGACCUGCAGAACCAGCUGGCCCUGCAGGCCAGCUGCAGUCCUGCCGGGGAGAGCAAGGACGCACACAAAGACACAAAAAGCCACGAAGCCACGCAACCCAGUAGAGGAUCCUAAACAUGCACAUAUAAAAAAAAAAAAAAAAAAAGAGAGAAAGAAAGAAAACUGGACGGAGAGACUCAAUUGAAAGGAGCUCCUGUUGGGGAAUUUAAAAAAAAUAAAUAAAUAAAAGGUCACUUUUGUAGAGGAAAUAAAUCUGUCAUAUAUGAUAUGUUAUAGUAUACAUCAAUAUUAUUAUGAGAAUAUGACAAAAAAAAAUCACUACAUGAACUGGAAAGAAGCAUGAGCAUGUAACAGAGUGAAGCUACGAGAGACUUGUUUGGCGACAAACACACACCGUUUCAGCGAGCCGUCCUCCUGGCGCUGCCCCAGAGUUUUGGUUUCGGUAUAAGCUAUUCUGAGAAACACAGCAACACAACACUACUUGAAUAUGAAGGGAAGGAACCGGCUGCCACUGGUGGAACGGGAGCGGGCGACGAGCGUCUUCGUGCCACUCCGAGGUGUCACUGCAGACCACUGGAAGCUUACCACUACUUACCUUUAGGCAUCUGCUCCACUUCCAGGAAAAAACACAUGGAGCAUUUUAAGGAAAACUUCUCGCUCAGUUCCACCAGCAAGAGAAAAAACAACCGUAUACGAACAUAUAUAGCAGCUUAUCUACCUUUUGUAUUUGAUAUAAACCUGAAGUAUUGGCGGUUCUUCGGUGGGCGGCCUUCGUGCUCACCAUUGUUUAGCUCCUAGGUAUUUUAUGUAAGUACUAGUUUUUGUUGCUCGUUGUGGUUUUGUUUUGUUUUUCACUCCCAAAGCCAUGCAGAGGAUUUUUUUUGGUUUUGUUUUGCCCACUUUAGUUUACAAAAGUAAAAAAAAAAAAAACACACACACUCCUUUAAAGAAUAGAACGUCCUAAACAGCUGUUAAUGUUAUAAAAUGGUACUUCUGACUUUUUAAGUAAUUUAUAAUCUACAAUAAUUCGCUGCCUAUUGAGAGAAAGCUACCUUUUUUUUUGGUUUCUUUUCUUUUUGGUCUCCGGUUUUAGGGCUCUUAAAU